Ostreococcus lucimarinus CCE9901 is the source of this 10791-nucleotide messenger RNA. RefSeq lists its product with no specific name. The record is from RefSeq and is a predicted model, not a curated record. NCBI's taxonomy places the organism in Eukaryota, Viridiplantae, Chlorophyta, Mamiellophyceae, Mamiellales, Bathycoccaceae. The transcript has a single exon. The coding region runs from base 1 to 10791 and encodes 3596 amino acids. Gene Ontology annotation, molecular function: zinc ion binding; protein binding.
AUGGAACGGUUGCGCUGCGAAAGUGGGGCGUUGAGCGAUGUGAGCGAGUUCGCGGCGAGCGAAGAGGUUGCGCUCAUGCACGCGCUCUCCGAGUCGGUUGAGGAAUUCUCCGUGAGCGGCGAGACGUCGCGGGUGAGUUCGCCCAUGGAUGGUUUAAUCGUCGAGCUGUACCGUUCAACGCUUGAGCGAUGCUCAGUUCUUUUGCGUCAAAAGCUCGGGAAAACGGCGAUGCGAUUGGGAGAGGUGCCACGGCUGAUGGCGCAGUUGUGCUUGGAGGCGCUUAACACGAACACAGAGAUCCGCGUGACGGAUCGCAUCGUUUUGGAAUGCGAAAGGGCGUGCACGCUUCUCGGGCCGCAUUUAACGGAUAAUGAGUAUAAGUUUAUCGCAGGCGUCGUCGCAGUCUUCGUCAAUUCGUCAGAUUGGACCGAAUUGUCGGGCGAAACGUCGUGCGCCCUCGCGAGCGCACUGUACACAGUGGCUGUUUCGAGCACGGAAAAUGCACGCAAGAUCGAUUCAUCUUUCGCUUUAUUCCCUCGCAAAGCAGUGGCAAAGAGUGUGUUGAUUAGACUCUGCGGCAGUGAUUUAGACGUUCGAGAUUCCGUGGUGAAAUUUCUGGAAGCAAUGAUGAGCAACGACGACGUAAAUGAUGAAUCUCACGGGUGCGUGACCGGACUGCUCGCCACGGUUCUAGGAGAGUUCCCCGAUUCGUUCCUAUUGGAUGAACGCUUCACGGUGGCGAAAGCGAAUAAAUUGAUUUUAGACUCUGCCCCAUUGACGCUGAUUCGACUUGGUUUAGGCUGCCAGCGCGACGGACCGACUUCAAUUGCGGAGUGCCUUCUUGCGACUUUGGAACGAGCGAAACUAUUCGCCGGAGAAGAUGCAAAGAUUUUAAGAUUUAUUCCUGCCAUACGGAUGGUAAGCUUUGUGCUGCGUGAAAGGAAAAACGCGAAUCACGAACUGGUGUCGAUGCCGCUCGUCGAACAGCUCGCUGCCGCUCAUAUCACGCCGACGGAGACAAAUGACGCUCAACUCGCACUUCGGGACCAGGCAGAGGACGAUUUAGAAGCUGCGAGUGAGAACGCUAGGACCGUUGCCUUGAACCUUCAAGACGAGUUGGGAAAUUUAUUUGCGAUGCCAGAAAAUCUACUGGAUGACAAUCCAUCGGAUGAACUGCUCGAAAGCCGACUUGCGCGCUUGGAUGCGGUCCUUGACGCUGCCGUUGCGACGCUCGCCGUCGACCGACCUUCAGGUGAAGAAUCCGCACGUAACACGCUCCCACAGCUUUGGGGGCGCCUUGUCGCGCAAGAUGAAGGAAAUCGCGACCGCUUGCGCGACCGAAUACUGUUACCACACGACGAUACGAACGACGGGGCAGAGCCGAACGAUAUGACGGACGUAUCAUCUGGGCUCUGUACGUUCGUGACAAGUGGUGAGUCGUUUCAAGAACAGCAUUGGUAUUUCUGCUAUGACUGUAAUCUUGUUGCAAGCCGUGGAUGCUGCAGCAACUGCGCGAAAACCUGUCAUUCGGGACAUCGAGUGGCGUACUCUAGAAAGUCAAGAUUUUUCUGCGACUGCGGUGCGGACGGUGCGACUCCAGCGCCCCAACACAGAUGUUAUUGUUUAAACGGACGCGACUUGGAAGACGUAAAUGCACGUCGAACAACGUCAGAAAAGGCGGCCGAUCGCUUCGAAAUAGAUCCAGGCAGUGAUUCUGAAGGUGAAGAAUCCAUGGAAGAAUCUUACGAGCCGAACCUCGCUCGACGUCUUUGCUCUGUCUCAGCGCUCGAAGCGCUUAAGAUGGCUUUGCAAAAAGCGAAAGUGCAGGACAAGUUAGAAAGUGUACUCGUAUCGUGGUUCAGGCCGUUACAUGAAGACGAUGUUACACGAGUAGACCAAAGCUUGGCUGAUGAUGGUUUGGAGAUCAAAGUCAAAGACACUGACGCCACGCUACACGUCGCUCGUAAUUUCAAAGCUGGAUCCUUCGAAGUCGGACCGGUACCUAGCAAAGCACAAGUACAAGAGUUACUGCUUUCCGGUGUCAUUGUCAGAAAUACCGCAGCUUGCUCGAGAGAUGGGCAUCUCGCCAUAGCGGAAGGCGACAAGCUUUCAAUUCUGGACGCGAAUAUCGUCGUAGGCGCGCAACCGACGAAUAGCGAGAAUAAGGCAGUUCGACUCGGAGAUAAGGUUGGUAUCAGACCAUUGUCUAGGAAUUUGAUUGGUUUCGAGGUGAUGAAGGUUCAAUUCAACCAUAUGAACAAAGAUUACCUCGCCGUUGUCGGUUUACACGAGGUGCAAAUAUGCACACUUGGCCGAGGCGGAGAAAUUCUCGACAGGUUGCGACUUGGAACCCCGGCGGGUGAGCAUGAUUUUGAGCUCAUCAUAGACGCUUCUUGGGUUUCGAACUCUACGUAUUUGUUCUCCAUCACUGGACAGCACUCAACUAGUGUGUAUGACCUGAGUUGCGAUGCAUACACACCCGUGUGUACAAUUUCUACUUCGCCGGCUUGCAUCACUUCGUCAGCGUGGUUCGCCUCUGCACUCCGUGGUCAUGUAUGCAACGCAAUGACAACGAGUGAAAGUGAUGUGCAUGUGCAAGAAGUGCGAAUGAAACAGGCAAACGAGAUCGUUCAAUUGACUGAGUCGAGUAAAAUCGACAUUCAAAAUACGAAUGGUGCGCAAGCUGUCAUGCACUCAGAAACGCACGACGUUAUCAUCGUCAGCACGAACGACGGUGAAGUUAUCAUUUCGUGUGUCGAACGAAACGAGGAAAAUAAAGUGACCGUCGCAAUGCUCAAUAAAGCUAAGCUGAAUGAUAGUCAUCACUCAUUUAGGGUGUCAGAUUUCUGUUUACCAAACAAACCGGGUCCAGAUGCAACGUUGCAAAUUCCUGCGCAAGUUUUUGUCAGUACGGAUUCCAUGGGCGAUUCUGCUGCACUACUGGUGUUUGAUGGUUUAGAAGCGAGCAUAAUCUCCAUACCUCCUUCUUCUGCAAGCGUCGUUGGUCAUGUGGGAUAUCAGAAAACGGGAUCUGGAGAAUUUCCAUCUGCACUGAUCAUUUUGCGCAGCGAUGGUUCGAUGCAAAUCAACUCUUACGAAGCCGUGAAGUCGUCACCUACGCCGAAAAGUCAAUUCUUAGAAGCACGUACUGAAGAAGUUUCGACGAGUGUGACGAGAUUUCCGUACGACUUUUUUGAGAAACUUGCCAAGGUAACGUCGAAUGUUGACUUCGGCGGAUCUUUCAAUCGAGGAUCACUUCCGGCGGCGUUGCGUGGCGUCCUACAAUCAGACGACGGUUACAUAGAAUCGGCAAAUUCUGACGAUGCACAUUUAACAUUGGAGUUAGGAGGCGGAGAUCUACGUGUUAUUCGAGGCGUUCGAAUUCAUGUUGGCGGUAUGACGGUGCAGUCUCAUGCGCCUUCAAAGCUCAUCCUUCCUGGGGGAAGAGUGGUCAAAUUUGAACGCGAAUCAAAGAGAUGGUACGACGUGCCGUUCACAUGCUCAGAGUCUAAUACCAUCAAAAGUAGUACGCAACCGCUAAAGCUCAAAUUUGUUGCUGAGUCUGUGAAUCAGCUAUGCAUACGUAUCGACCGAAUGGAGGUGUAUGCGUGCAACGAGGAUGUAUUUGAAGCAGACAUGAAAGUUGAGCGUGAUAGCGAAACUCAGGCGAUUGAUGAUGCGCUUGCAUCUCACGUGAGUCGUGCUAGGCGCCACUUGGUUCGUCAAAAGGAUAGUGAGAUCACAGAUUCUUCAGCGUGGCUGAGCGGUACGACUUCAAUCAUCCAGGCGCUGCGACACUGCGAGCUUGACUUGAAAUCGAGCAAGCUGCGCGUGUGCUACGAAUCAAUGUUGAGGAAAAGGCAAUUUGUUACAUUGGAAACCCCAGCACAUCGUUCAGCGAAGUUUAUCGCCUGGAAAGUAUUGAGUGUCCACACUCGCGAUAAUACGCUGACAGCAGUUAACAUCAAAGAUAACUCAACGUUAUUAUUCGGUCACAAGGUUGCCGAACGCAUCUGUCCUCGAAUUUUGAAGCGGCCGAUGAGUGUCUCAGACGACGACCUUUUUGAGUUCUAUUGCGCGAUGCGAAAACUUGGCCGUCUCGCAAUCCGACGUCCAAACGCAUUGUUGGACUCAUCUCCUUAUUUAGCCACAUUGGCAAAUAGUGCGACUGCGAUGCUCCAUGUUGGCGCUGGAGCAUGGGAUGCCGACGAGAUCGUACCUCACAUCGUGCACGCUCUCAUCGCUGUGCUCACUCAUGAACGUGACGCCAAUCUUGUCGAAUCUGUCUUAAAACUCAUCAAAUCCGAUCGCGAGGACGUUCGCGCCGCGGCAUCAGACACAUUGCUUUGGCAUCUGACCACGAUCAGUGGAAAUGAGCGCUUGAAUUUAGAUCAAGCAAGGUGUAUUUUCGUUCCCAAUCCGGCGUUCAAACGAGACAAGUGCGCGAAAGCGAACGGCAUCCGAGACCUUGUAUCGGCUAUCAUGCAGCUCAACGACGACGUGUUGUACCGUUCGCAAGCUACACUUGUUCGAUCGCUGUCUGAAGCAUACUCAGAAUGCUUAAAUCCAGAUUUAUGCAAGCUGCCGCCCCUGCGUGGAGACAUUCUUGAGUACGACGCAAUUACUUGGCGCCUCGCAAUUGCGGCUGAAUGCUCACAGUUACAGGAGAUCACAACGAAAGACGCACGCGAGGCUUUUUUGCACUCGUAUGCGUUGACGUGCGAACUUUUAAGACGCAUCGAUUCGUACGAUAAAGAAGAGAUGCCGGCCGAAAAAGGAUAUGGAGCUUUGCUCCAACAACAAGUUCCCAUGAAGAACGUUCGAGACGUCGCCAUCAAUGCUCUCGAUUCUACAAUUCUCCAUGCCUCAGCGAAUGCUCGCAAGCUCGAUCUCAGUACUUUACCUGCGCGUGAGAAAAGUGAGUGGCUCCAAGUUCUCGCCCGCGUGUCCGCGCUGACACCAGAAUGUCCUUCCGAAAAUGCUAUUUCUAUGAUCAAACAACUCGCUGGCGACGAAGAGGGCGAGGUGGCUCUUCUAGUUCGAGCUGGAGAGUUGUUGAAUUUAGCACCAGUUCUCCGGAAGCUCGUGAGUGGAAAUUUUACUUCACAUUGGUAUGUUGAUGAAGUAGCGUAUGAUGAGCUGAUGGAAGUGAAAGAUGCUAUUUUUAAAGUUACGCAAGUAGCGAAGGCGUGUCGUAAAAGCUUGCGAUAUUUCCUCGAGCAUGUUGAUUUUGCGGUCGAGUUGGUUGCAGCUUUGAUGGAAGCAGUGCCGCAGCUUCCGGCGGCUUUCGCCACAAGCGUAUGUGACUUAAUAUCGCACAUCAUCGAGUCCUACCGAGACUGCGAUGAGAACGAUCAUCAUCGCAGAACUUCAAUCAUGCGAGAAAUAGUCCAACACUUGGAUGUUGUCGUCAACAAGUGUGGACUCCUUGCCGUUGAAUCGGAUACACGUACUGCCGCAACGCGCAUCUUAAAAGCCAUGUGGUACUCUUGCGAGACGUAUCGAGAUGACGUAAUGCGAGUGUUGAUGGUACUGAUGGAAAGCAUGAGGAACUACGGGCAUCGAGCGAAUGAGCUCCUGGAGUUUACGAAGAGCAUCGUGAUGACUGACACGGAUGCCAUCGCUAUGUUUGAGACAAGCAUUGAAAAAUUCUGCCAAGGCGUUAAAGACACGUUAUUGAGAGUCAGCGAUCAUCCACGUGCAGAUCUUUAUCGAGCGCUGCAGCAACGUCAGCUUUUACAAAGUGACGCGUCUGACAAGUACUGGUUGGAGUCAGAGCCAAGUAUGCGCGACGUGACGUCGUACAUUGCAUGCCAUGAGUUCACAGAUCAUACACUCGAUAGCCUGAAGAAGAGCCAAGCUUUCACAAAAAAUAGUGCGAUGACAAAAUUACGUGAAUCGAUGACGAUCCAGUCGAUUUCUAUGAACGUGACGGAGCUUAAACGCUAUAUUCAUGUCAAGGAAGUUGAAGUUUGGCGUACGGAUGCGAACAAGGAUAUAAGCUCCAUGCGCACUUUUGAUUCCUCUCGUUGGCAAUUGCUCGGUACACUGAAGUUUUCUGCUUCAGCGCACAUCGCCGAGCUUGAAUUUGAAAUUCCGGUCGAUGCAUCCGCUCUGAACUUUGUUUUCAAAUCUUUCCACGAGAGUGUUCAAGCAAAGAUGAUGACCAUGUUACACUGUCCUCGAUGCGCUCGGCAAGUGACAGACACAAAACAUGGCAUCUGCACCAAUUGCCGGGAGAACGCGUAUCAAUGCCGUUACUGUAGAAACAUCAACUAUGAGAAGAUUGAUGCUUUCAUAUGCAGCGAGUGUGGGCACUGUCGGUACGCCAAGAUUCAGACAACAUUGAGUGCACACCCGACGUUGUGCACACGGUAUCCAAAACUGCUCAGCAGCGAUGAUCUCGCCAACGCAGUCGAGGAGCUGAAACUGCAGACGGAAUCUAUAAAGCGUGUCACUGACUGUAUCGAAAGCACAGAAAGUUCGUUAAGACGAGUGCUUUUCGAGCAAGGUGAGGGAUCUGGAGAUGUUGAGCACAUGUUCAAAGUUGUGGGCAGAGGUCGAAGAAUGGAAUUCAUCGCCGCAAAUUACAAGUGCGGCGCAAUUCACGACGCGAUUUUGCGAUUCUUAUCAAAAGCAAGUUCGGAAGAUGAAACGGAUUUACGAAACGUAUCUGGAAACUAUGGCGUCUGUUGCGAUUAUUUGAAUUGUGCAUUGAAAUUAUGCACAAGUCUUUCACGUACGCCUUUGGGCGUCAAAGCGCUCAGCCAAGGUGACAUACACCGCCAUCUGUUUAACCGCAUGCUCAACCCUCGCAUCACUAAUUUGACGGUUUGCAACACAGUUCGCACUGUUUUAUCAAACAUGGCAGCCGGGAGCGAUGAAGUUGCCAAAUUUCUUUGCGAGGCUGCCUUUGAGAGAGCAAGCGAUUCAUUACUUCAGGUGAACGCCUGGCAUGGGACGAUGAUUUCACAGAGCAAUCAAGACAUCUUACUUCUUAAAGAUUUGGUACACGCUAGUACAUAUCGCUUGGAAGCGGGAACGGCUUUGACUCCGGGCGGUGAGCGAUCAGCGCUCAUUUCCUUGGCGUGCACGACAUUAAAUUCUGAACAAUUGAGUUCAAAUGCAGUUCUCGUUGAGAACACUCUCCUCCCGGCUCUCGAUCUAGUGAAGCAAGCGAUGACGAACUCUAGCAUUCUGCAGGAAAUUGUCGCCGCAGCGAAAGUGUUGGACAAUUACAGCAUCGCAGAUAUGAAAGAAUCUGCGAAUAUGUCUGGUUUAAUUCCUAUACUUGUAUCUGCACUCCACUGCGGUUCAAAGUUUGUUCGUCGAGAAGUUCUACAAAUUUUUGGUCUCGUGUUGCGGCAAGACGAUGAGAUGAACGUCGAGGUUGGAAGCCUUCUCAUCGAUUCAAUAAAAAGCAUCGAACAGGAAUCGUAUGCGGAUUAUCUCAGCGCCCUGAGUCUCACGCUUCGUAGCGAGUCAAUCAUCAUGAAGUUGAAUGACACUCGCAAACUCGUGGACAUUUUACUAUCGAUACUUCAAAAAGAAUUGGAUAUUGGUUGCAAGUUCACCGCAUCCGACAAGGCGCUUUUCGCAUCAACGAAUGUUGACAUCGGAUCUGGAUUACAUGCGAUUUCGAUGCUCUUAAGGGAUACUUUCAAGGAGUCCACAAAAUUUAUGAAAGAGUUCAACAAAACUGGAUUGGAGACGCUCGUCCGCUCUGUCUUGUGUGCGCGUACUUUGCAAAUUUGUCAAAUGCCUAGCGCUGUGAAUGCCGCUGAGACGUUUGAUGAACUUCUAUCAUUCUGUUUGGAGUCAUCAGAAUCGAUGCAGCAAGAAGUGGCGAAGAUUUGCGUCAAAAUUGCUCGAGCGCAUGUUCGACCCCAAGUUGACAAGACGCGUCUGCCACUGUGCAUCAUAUUGAAUGAACUUGCGAUGUUGGUAUUACCUCGAGCUCCGCCAUCGAAGGUGUAUCUUUUACGACUACUGAAAAGUGCGAGUCAAGAAGAGUUCAUUCCCGGCACGAUGGCGCGAAAUCCAUACUCGACUGCACAAAUGAGCGCGCAGCCGUUGAUGAGAGAUGUCAAGAAUCUCAUCUGUCAUGAGUUGGAAAUGUUAGGCCUGCUCGAAGAUGAUUUUGGGAUGGAGUUAUUGGUUUCGAAUCAAAUAAUCAGCCUUGAUCUCUCCGUGGAAGAUGUUUUCGAACGAAUUUGGAUACCUUCAUUAUUCAAUGGCACUCAGCGACGUCAAAAUGUUUCUCCAAACGAUCCAAUCGGUCCACCAAUGGCGGUGACUUUCCGCCUGAGCGGUUUGGAUGGCGAAGCGACGGAAGAGCGCGUUGAUGAACUCGCGCCGGUACAAGAGGAAGACGAAGACAUCGAAACAAAGUUUGCUGGCACAAAUGUUUUCCAAGAAGAUGUUGGCUUUAAAACUUUGAUUCAACUGUUACCAAAGAUUCGGCACAAUUCAUCUGCAUUGUACGCCGGCGGUGAAGACGCUUCGGCAAAACUUCUUGAAAUCCUUCGAUCAGCAUGCUACGUGAAGAAGAAUAGACAACAUAUGCUCGCGAUUGGAGCGCUCGCAAGUUUACUUGACGAAGCCGCGCGAGCUUUCACUGAGAACUCGCGUUCAGGCAAGGGACUCCUUCUCGUCAUUGAGACGCUGUUGCGCGAGGAACAAGAAGACACUUCCCACGGAUCAAUGAGUGAAUUGAAAGCGUCAGCAUCGACGAGCAGUAUGCUCGCUCGCGAAUUAGAAGAGAGCAGCGAAACAGCGCAUCGUCCUGGUUCACCGCGCCUUCAAAAAAGUAGUUCUUCGCUGCAGACGAUUGCGAUAGCGGUGCGCGAGCACGAGAUGAAUCACGUUGAAAUUUUCCUGUCUCAACUCAAGCAGCUCAUUCGAGCACGAGAGAGGCAUGAGGCCGAUAUCCUCGCGCGUGUGAUUCCAAGGCUCGCGGGAUCAACCGUUGAAUCAAAAGCAAUCAUGGCGAAGAACUUUGACGCUUCCAUUCGUAAACUUGUACGUCUUGACGAGAUGAGCGAGGAAGACUCUCAGCACGGUGCGCUACAGCUCGAGCUCGAAUGUGCAACGAGAUUGGCUGAAGCGAUCCCGCGAGAUUUUUCAGGUCAACGCGUGCUUGAAGCGAUAUGGUCACAAGGAACUGUGUCGUUUAUCACGAAUUACAUCGAAGCUGAAGCUUUCGGGGCAGAAAUGUCUCAAGAUCGUGGUUCUGACGCGUGGAAUAAGGCGAUGAAGCGGAGUGGCUUACCGCUUGCGCUCGAGCUUUUGAACGGAAUCACACUGGGCUACACUCUCGACGUCACCAAACAUCCGACACUGCUUGACUUACUACAUAAACUUGAAUCAGUCACCGAGCGUGAUAUUGGAACUUUGGCAGAGAACUGUCUGGAGACGUUUGCGAGCGGAUCCGAGUUGGUACAGAAACAUUUGGAUAAUUUGCGAGCAGAGACGAAAGAAGCGAAUCGUCGCAAGGCACUCGCAAAGCGCCAACAAAUGCUCACUGAAAUGGGCAUGACAGUAGUCAAAAACUCCUCGAGUCCGGGAGCGUCUACCAUCGGCGUCUCUCACUCUCCCAGAUCUCUGCGAGGGUACGACUCGAUGGCUAUGGAAAGCGAACAAGACUCAAUUGUUUGUAGAGUUUGCUUUGAAGGAUACGUGUUGAAACCGAACGAGCUUCUCGGGAUCUAUUGCUUCAAUAAACUUGCAUCAACUCCAUCUGCGAACGGAGAUAUGUCUCAGACUGUAUGCACUGUAUCGCACUUCAACGCGAUUCACUUUUCGUGUCACCAAUCCGCCAAGCGCGCGGACGUCGCGUUGAGAACUCCCAAGCGCGAGUGGGAAGGCGCUGCGUUACGCAACAGUGAGACACUAUGCAACAACUUGCUACCGGUGAUGGGGAAUAUGGUCACAGAUGCUUCAUACGCCGCCGCGGUAGAUGCGUGGUGGCAAAAUUGCUUCUCUGUCGGCGCGUUCAUUUCGCCGCCGACGCGCGCGCGACAAGUCGCUUGGGACGUCAGCCUACUUCUCGGUCGAUUCGCCAUGGGGGCGUCGUUCAGCGCUGACUGUCGUGGCGGUGGAAAAGAUAGCAACAUGAGUCUCCUUCCGCACCUCGUGCGAUUGCUCGUCCAUCAAGUCUCAUUGUGCCCGCAGAAAGGAUUGGAAGAGUACAACGCCGUGCUAGCCCGCCUUUCGUGCGAAGAUGAGAUAUGGAACGAUCGCGAGUUUAGCUUUUCACCGCUCCUACCGGCAGCACUCGUGCUUUCGCUCGCGGUCUGGUCGCACGAUCAAUGGGAAGCGUCUCGACGCAACGCGCUGAUAGCGAUUUUGAGGCACACGAAGAAGUACGAAUGCGCGAGAAUCGCGACGUACCCGGCGAGCGUCGACGUCUCUGCGAGCGUUCCGUGGGAACAGCUUAACGAACUCGAUCGCUACGCCAAGCUAAAACCGAUGUUGAUUUAUUUCGGUUUGGUGAACAAAAUGUUUGAGUGGUUCAAACCUAAACGUCGACCGGACCUCGGAAACGCGGUGACCAUCGGCAAAGCGCCGGCGUCCACGACGACGGGCUCGCCGGAAGCCGUCACCCUGAACGAGCGACUCCACGAUAUCCCUUCCAUGAUAUCCGGUGCGAAAGACACUCUCGAAUGGCUCGACGAAGCGAUGGACGCGGAAGAUGCGCAAGAGCUUUUAGACGUGUGUGAGAUCCUCUCCGACGCCAUGUGCCCGACGGUGAACGAUUUCAUCCUCGAGGCGUUGCGCGCGGAGUGUUGA